Messenger RNA from Camellia sinensis, 1048 nucleotides. Its product is annotated as GRF1-interacting factor 3. NCBI's taxonomy places the organism in Eukaryota, Viridiplantae, Streptophyta, Magnoliopsida, Ericales, Theaceae. The record is from RefSeq and is a predicted model, not a curated record.
UGUAUGGGUAUACAACUGCCAGCGCAACUCGGUCUCCUCUCUCUCUUUCUCUCAUAAUUUCAUUUCCUUAUUCUUCGUCUUCAACAAAUAUAAAACUAGGGUUUAAUAAGGGUUUUAUACAUCAACUCAUCAGAGAGCAGAAAAAAAAUGCAGCCCCAGACACCGCAAGCGAUGAAAACACAAUCAUUGUUCCCUUCAAUGCCAAAUACCAUCACUACCGAUGAAAUUCAAAAGUACUUGGAUGAGAACAAAAUGUUGAUUUUGGCCAUACUGGAAAAUCAAAACCUUGGAAAACUCACCGAGUGUGCCCAGUAUCAAGCCCAACUUCAGAAGAACUUAAUGUAUUUAGCUGCAAUCGCUGAUGCCCAACCGCAAGCACCAACAAUGUCUUCUCAGACUUCCCUUCAAUCUGUCGUGCAACAAGAGCACCACAUCCAACAGCCACCUCUGCCUGCAACAACAGCUCAGCAACAACAAACUAGUGUUUUGCCUCCAAAGCUGCCUUUCCAUCCUAGUAAUGCCCUUCAGUCUCAAGAUCAACAUCAGUUUCUCCUCCAACAACAACUCAUCCAGCAGGGGCAGACGGGCAUGAGACAUCAUCAGGCCAUGCAAAUGGGACUUGCCACUUCGGGCAGUUUGGCUGACCCACGCAAGACUGGUUCUGGUGGCAAUCGAGGAGGGCAUUCAGCUUCUGGACGUGGUAGUAGGGAUUGAGAUUCUCAACUCUCAGAUGUCUACAUCCAUCAGUUUAUCCCCAUAGGUGGUGUCAUAGUGCUUUGGAAGUUCUCAUAUUGGCACAUCUCUAUAGUUUUUUUUUUUUCUCCUUAAAAUUCCAGAGUGGUGGUUUUAGCAUUGCAUUGGACCGACAUUAUCUUUUUAUCACAUAAAAAAAUUUGCAAUAGAAGAAGAUACAAUCUUUGGGCAACACGCAAAUGCAAGUUGUAUUCACUUUUACUCGAGGGAAGAGGUACAAUCCAGAAGGAAUGUUGUUAAUGUUUUUUUUUCCCUUUCUUUGGCUUAGGCAAAGUAACACCAAGACUUGCGACCA